UCACGACGUAUGCUUUUCCCUCCCACAGAGCAGAAGUGUGAGACGGCGGGCUUUCGUCGCUGAUUUUGAAGCAUUUCAUUAUUUUGGACCCUUUAAAUUAACCUGUGGCGCAGCUACAAUUCAUAUAUCCAUACAAACUACCAACAGUGACGUCUGUGGGUCGAUUUAAAGUGUAAACGAGGGCCUGCUCCCCCCUCAGAGACAGACGGGCCGUCAUGAAGCUGACAGACAAUGUGCUGCGGAGCUUCAGGGUUGCUAAGGUGUUUCGAGAAAACUCUGACAAAAUCAACUGCUUCGACUUCAGUUCAAACGGAGAAGCGAUCAUUUCCAGCAGCGACGACGACUCCUUGGUCUUGUACGACUGUCAAGAUGGAAAACCCAAGAGGACUCUCUACAGCAAAAAAUAUGGAGUGGAUCUCAUCAGGUACACACAUGCUGCAAACACUGUGGUCUACAGUUCCAACAAAAUUGAUGACACCAUCCGAUACCUGUCGCUUCACGACAACAAAUACAUCCGUUACUUUCCUGGGCACAACAAAAGAGUGACGACACUCUCCAUGUCUCCUGUGGACGACACAUUUAUUUCUGGCUCAUUAGAUAAAACUAUACGACUGUGGGAUUUACGAUCACCUAACUGUCAGGGUCUAAUGCACCUGCAGGGGAAACCAGUUUGUUCAUUUGAUCCAGAGGGGCUCAUUUUUGCUGCUGGAAUAAAUUCAGAGAUGGUUAAACUGUAUGACUUGCGCUCAUUUGACAAGGGUCCCUUUGCGACCUUCAAGCUCCAGUAUGAUCGCACAUGCGAGUGGACAGGACUCAAGUUUAGCAAUGACGGAAAACUAAUUCUUCUUUCUACGAAUGGCGGUGCUCUUCGCAUCUUGGAUGCAUUUAAGGGUGCUGUGCUACAUUCCUUUGGGGGCUACAACAACAGCAAAUGUGUAACGUUAGAGGCGUCAUUCACCCCUGACUCUCAGUUUGUAAUGAUUGGGUCCGAAGACGGAAAGAUCCACGUGUGGAAUGCCGAGAGUGGCAUGAAGGUGGCUUUAUUAGAUGGGAAGCACACGGGACCCAUUACAUGCCUCCAGUUCAACCCCAAGUUCAUGACAUUUGCGAGUGCCUGUUCCAACAUGGCUUUUUGGCUACCAACCAUUGAUGAGUAAAAAAAAAAAGUGAAGGCACAGCUUCUUUCAAAGACUAAAGUCAAAGUGACCAGAAGGGGUCAGCACAACCAGCUCCAUGUGAAUAUCACAGGCAGAUUACAUUCACCUUGUAAAUAUGUUUUCUGAAAUGAAAUUUUUUUUGAUGUUUUUUUUAAUAUUUCUAUUUAACAUUAAAUUGUUAACUAUUGUUACA
Solea solea (common sole) is the source of this 1350-nucleotide messenger RNA. RefSeq names its product WD repeat domain 82 (gene wdr82). The transcript is spliced from 9 exons. Gene Ontology annotation, molecular function: protein binding; chromatin binding. Lineage: Eukaryota; Metazoa; Chordata; Actinopteri; Pleuronectiformes; Soleidae. The record is from RefSeq and is a predicted model, not a curated record. Bases 216 to 1157 code for a protein of 313 amino acids. Gene Ontology annotation, cellular component: Set1C/COMPASS complex.